Messenger RNA from Sebastes umbrosus (honeycomb rockfish), 2976 nucleotides. It is a transcript of the gene laptm4b, whose product is annotated as lysosomal protein transmembrane 4 beta. Gene Ontology annotation, cellular component: lysosomal membrane. The record is from RefSeq and is a predicted model, not a curated record. The coding region runs from base 224 to 991 and encodes 255 amino acids. The transcript is spliced from 8 exons. NCBI's taxonomy places the organism in Eukaryota, Metazoa, Chordata, Actinopteri, Perciformes, Sebastidae.
AGAAUCCUCCUCUGGUCACGUGACUCCGGGAUGAGCCAGAUUAACGGCUCUCUCUCUGCUCAGCAGGAGGACUCAGUCAGUCCACUAGCGGAAACAUCGUGUCUCUACUGGAUGUGGCGUCCUAGCACCAACUAUUACACACCUUCUCUUUCUUCAUAGGACGUUGUAGUUUUGAGUAAUUCAUUCAUGAAAUAAACUUGACAUCCAUAAUCAGGAUAUAAUAAUGAUUUCGCCGUGGGACCGGUGGUACUCGACGAGCUGCUGCCUCUGCUGCCAUGUACGAACGGGCACCAUUAUUCUGGGAAUAUGGUACAUGCUCAUCAACGCGGUGGUCCUACUCAUCUUGUUGUCGGCUCUCAAUGACCCAGUUCAAUACCGCUACCACCUUACCAGCUCUGAGCUGGGGACUGACAUUGAUGUCAUGGACGAUGCAAAUAUCUGCAUAGCCACUGCAAUAUCCCUGCUCAUGAUUCUUAUAUGUGGCAUGGCAACAUAUGGCGCUUACAAGCAACACGCCGCUUGGAUCAUUCCAUUCUUCUGCUACCAAAUCUUCGACUUUGCCCUUAACACACUGGUCGCCAUUAGCGUGGUUGUUUAUCCCAACACGGUGCAGGACUACCUCCAGCAGCUGCCUGGGACAUUCCCUUACAAAGAGGACAUCAUGUCCACCAACAACAUGUGCCUAGUUUUUGCAGUCCUCCUCUUCAUUGGCUGCAUCCUCUCCUUCAAGGCCUACCUGAUUGGCUGCGUGUGGAACUGCUACAGAUACGUGAGCGGCAGGGGCACCACGGAGGUCCUGGUUUAUGUCACCACCAAUGACACCACGCUCAAUGAGUUGAUACCUCUAAAUGCGCAAGGUUCUGCUGCCACCGUACGAGGAGGCCAUCGCCAUACCACCGAAGGAGCCCCCUCCCCAGUAUAUGGAGGCAUGAGAGACGUCCUCGCUGGACGUCUAAUCCCAAACACAUACCACAUUUCUUUCCAACAGUAGGACCCCAACGCUGUUGAAAAACAAGACAAAACAAUGUCUUCGAGGCUGGUUUCAGCGUGGACUCCUGCCAACCUUAGAUUAGAUUAGGUUGACCCUGAGGCAGUAUUGCCAUCAACUCUCUCCCACCACCACCACCACCUCUGUUUGUUGUGACGUAUUUUCCUCCCCUCUCGUCUCCUCUGUCCUCCUCCAAGGACAGUAUCGCAGCAACUCCAACCCUCUUGGCAGCUGCUGUCCCCUUGGCAGCAUCUAAACUCUUGCACGCCCUGAACACUCUGUCCCAACUUAAUUUGCACUUUUCUUUGAGUGAAACGUGCACCGGUUUGGCCACCAACUGUUAAUCCCCCCAAUACUGUGAAUCUCCCUCGUGGUCUUUGUCUAGAAAACAAACUACCUGAAGUGAGAUAGCGACAGAAGAGUGAAAAGGAAAGCGACAUACACGAUCAGUUAUAUGCAAGAGCACUUUUUUCAGAAAUUGACAAAUUCCUUCAUUGAAUGUAAUGUCGAGGUAUUUUUGUAUGACUUUUUUGUAUAACAGUGAAAACUGAGAGAAAAAGGAGUGAAUAGUGAAAGGCGGUCCUGUUUUGUGAUAUCAUCUGUGUACUGAUGUGGCUUGUCCUGCAGGAAAUCGUAUUAACAAAAGGUUCCUCGACCAAUAACAAACCACGUCUUCCUUUUGUAUCCAUGUAACACGCUGUCUGUAAACCUGUAAUCCAUCGACUGCCAGUGAAAAAACCUUGUUCACCCAUUGAUUUCAAUCACAAUAUUCCAGUUUGCCUUCUUGUCCAUUUCCUGUCUGUUCCAAGAUCUCAAAAGCUGAGAAAGACUGGCAUUAAUGUAAUCAUCCAGAGAAGCACACAAACGAUUCUCACAUUACAGAUCCACAUCCAGAAAAAAGGCAAUACAACAUACUGUAAAAUGUAAAAUGUGUAAACAUUAGCGUGUGAAGAUCUUCCAGUUAAGACUUGUGUUCCCCGUCGAGCUGCAGCUUCAAACAGCAUCGUGUGUGUCUUUAUUGUGUGUUUUUUUACAUGGAUCUUUUUAGUUGAGCUAACUUAGCUGGACUGAGGGCAUUUUCCUAUAAAGGCGUCGCAAACAUGCGACUGUAUGUGUGUGUUUGUGUGCUUGCCUGAGCACUGUAUGUGACGUUAUGAUGUAACUCCUAGUUCCUUUUAUAUGUAGUAACAUUUCCUUUGCACAUGCAGCGAUAUCGUGUUGAGAUAUUUCCUGUGCUUUUUCUAAAUUAACGAUGGAUGGGAUUCUAAAGCAUUGAUUUAGUUUAGCAUAGUAGCACAAAAUCAAUAUACAGUAUAUGGAGCUAGGGAGAGCUAGACGCUUGUCUAUGAGACAUAAUAAUGGGACAAACAAUAUUAGAUAUACCUAAUCCCAUUCUUUCCAAUGAUUCCUCUGUAGUAUUUGCUAUAAAAUAUUCAAUCAGAGUUACAUUUUAUCCUUCAGACUAUGCAACAGUGCAUUCAACAACUCCUUAGACCUGGAAAUACACGUACUAUGAAGUAGUAUUCCAUUUGAUUCUAAUACUCUAGUUGAUAAUGUAGCCAUUUGUUGGCCCCUUCAUUGUUUUCCCUUUGUGAAUUAUAACCACUGCUUUUGCAAAUCCAACAAAGCUGAAAAUUAAAUUGCACUUUAAAGUCAGUGUGAGCUCACUGGGAACUGAUGUGUGUUGUGUUUUUAUUCAUCUGUACCAUGGUGUGCUGUAGCUAAGUGGUUCUAAAUAUGAUCGGCCACCCUCUUCUGGGUGACACUCGCAUUGUGUGAUGUGACUGAUGAGCUGCAGAUUUUAAUGUGACUGCAGGGUUUAGAGAAAAGGCUUGUACAGUAUCUGGACCAGUGGAUGGCUCAUGCCUCAUUUCAUUAGAAUCACUUCCAAGACUGUUCUCCAUGACUUUCCAUUCACACACAUCCUCUUGUUGGAUCUGCAUGAGCUCAUGUCUUCAAAUAUGAAUAAUAAAAAGCAAAAUCAGUCA